UCUUUCUGUCUUUCCUUCCUUGGCCUUGGCCCACACAUUUCACUGAUUGGACCUGACGGAGUCGUCUGAUUGGUCGAUCCUGUCUCCACAGUUUAACCCGGGUCUGGUUCUGGUGUCGGCCGGGUUCGAUGCAGCUCGGGGGGAUCCGCUGGGCGGGUAUCACGUGACCCCCGAAGGAUACGCCCACCUCACACACCUGCUGAUGUCACUGGCCGGGGGGCGGGUCCUACUCAUACUGGAGGGAGGUUAUAACUUGUCAUCCAUCUCUGACUCCAUGGCAAUGUGCACCAGCGUGUUGCUAGGAGACCCUCCUCCCUCCUUGGUGACGCCCCUCCCUCCUCCUCACCACAGCGCCGUGGCAACGAUCCACUCCGUCCUCCGACACCACGCCCCCUACUGGAGGUCCCUGAGGAUACACCUACCCGAGUCUGUGCGGACGUCCCUCCCCUCCCUGAAGCAUCGUGGGAAACGUAGUUCUAAAGGGAAAGGCAGGAAGUCAGAGCCGAGCGGCACGGACAAACCCCCGCUGCCCCCUACAGGAGUGGAGGACACGACGACGGAACGCGGUCUGGAGCAGCUCACUCAGGGAUUGGCCAGUUUGGAUAUAAGUCAAGCCAAUCGCACUUCUGCUACGUCCACCCCUGUGGGCGGGGCCAGGCCGAAGGUCCGCCUCAUUCUCACCUGUGAAGAGGAAGUAAAGACGGAGUCAGGGGACGUGAAGGCGGAGCCAGGGGACGUGAAGGCGGAGUCAGGGGACGUGAAGGCGGAGCCAGGGGACGUGAAGGCGGAGCCAGGGGACGUGAAGGCGGAGCCAGGGAACGUGAAGGCGGAGCCAGGGAACGUGAAGGCGGAGCCAGGGGACGUGAAGGCGGAGCCAGGGGACGUGAAGGCGGAGCCAGGGGACGUGAAGGCGGAGCCAAUGGGCAUUGGGGCGGGGCCAUGGGAUAUGAAGGCGGGGCCAGUGGACAGGGAGGCGGAGGCAGGGGACGUGAAGGCGGAGUCAAUGGAUGUGACACCUGAGCUGAGCCAAUCAGCAGAGAGCACGCUGCCCCAGCCUCAGGCUGUUGCCGUGGCAGCUUCAGAGCCCGUUGCCCCCGGAGACUCAUCCGCAGGUGGAGCGGGGGCGGAGCCAGAGACCGAGGGAGCGUGUGGUUGGUCGAAGCCGAAGACGUCCCUGGAGCUGACGUGUGGAGGACAGACAGACACCCCUCUGUACGUGGUGGACCCUCUGUCCUGGUGUCCCCACCUGGACGCUGUGAAGCCCCUCCCCCCCACAGGUAUCAACGUCUUCCAGCCGUGUGAGGACUGCGGCUCGGACACUGAGAACUGGACCUGUCUCACCUGCUACCAGGUGACCUGUCCCUCGCUGCCUUCCCCCUGUCUUCCCCUUUCACCCCCUUUCUCCCCCCUGACAACAUGA
Messenger RNA from Etheostoma cragini (Arkansas darter), 1420 nucleotides. RefSeq names its product histone deacetylase 6-like. The coding region runs from base 203 to 1420 and encodes 405 amino acids. Gene Ontology annotation, cellular component: histone deacetylase complex. The record is from RefSeq and is a predicted model, not a curated record. Gene Ontology annotation, biological process: chromatin organization. The transcript has 7 exons. Lineage: Eukaryota; Metazoa; Chordata; Actinopteri; Perciformes; Percidae. Gene Ontology annotation, molecular function: histone deacetylase activity.